AUGAGAGAGUUUCCUCAAUUCAAAGUUCGACUAAAAAAUUUUGCAAAUGCUAUGGCUCCGUGUAUAUACGAUCCGGUCACUGAUAAACUCUGUCCCAUUUUUCGUAUUGGUCAGAUAAUCGAAACAAUUGAAAAAGAUGAGAAAGAACGUGAAUGGAUGUUAAAAUAUGGUAGUGUAAUUAAAAUUCAAGUUGAUUGGAACUGUAAUUUGGAUAUGAAUAUUGAAAAAUGUAAACCUUCCUACUCGUUUCGAAAAUUAUCAACAAACUAUCACGCCGACAAGUUUUCAAAUGGAUUUAAUUUCAGAUUUGUUUCACACUGGAAAGACGAACAAGGACAUCGUUGUCGAACAUUGACGAAAGCAUUUGGUCUUCGAUUUUUGAUUACUAUCGGUGGAGAAAGCGGUAAAUUUGAUUUAUUGACAUUGACAAUGAAUAUUGGAAGUAUUUUUGCUAUUUUUGGCGUUGCAGCAAUUGUUUGUAAUAUAUUCUCGUUGUAUCUUUGCCCAGAGGCUAAAGCAUUUCGUCAGCAUAUAUACGAGCGCGUUGAUGAUCGAACAUUUUAUACGAGAAGACAAGGAAUUGAUUAUGGUCGAAACUCAUCAAUUCAUAGUUAA
This is a messenger RNA of Didymodactylos carnosus, 615 nucleotides long. NCBI's taxonomy places the organism in Eukaryota, Metazoa, Rotifera, Eurotatoria, Philodinida, Philodinidae. The record is from the annotation of a GenBank genome assembly.